AUGCAAGUCCCGUGUCUGUCACUAGGGGGCGCAAAGAGCAAGAGCGCCGUGCUAUGUUUGCCUCAGAACUACCCCCUGGUCGCGUUCAUUGAGGGCGUUUACGUAGAAGAGAAGCCAGUGUACUCCUCCAGCGUUAUUAUUAUAGAACCAUGUCCUCCAGUGAUGAUACUGCACUAUCAUCGCGUUCUCCAGCUCCUCAGACCUGCUGCUAUGUCUGCUCCUCACUGUAACGGGGUCUUCCCCGCAUGGUGGUGA
Messenger RNA from Knipowitschia caucasica, 255 nucleotides. Lineage: Eukaryota; Metazoa; Chordata; Actinopteri; Gobiiformes; Gobiidae. The record is from the annotation of a GenBank genome assembly.